Molecule: messenger RNA, 3474 nt
Organism: Leptopilina heterotoma
Lineage: Eukaryota; Metazoa; Arthropoda; Insecta; Hymenoptera; Figitidae
Exons: 2
Coding region: 27-2048 (673 amino acids)
Source: RefSeq, a predicted model, not a curated record
UUUGUCGGUUGUAUUUUUAAAAAAAUAUGUUUCUACUAAAAACUAUGUUCAAAGUGAUAUUCUCUUUAGUUAUUACGCAAGCUUUUUGCAAUAAUUACAUAGCUUUAAAACAGAUAAAUCGAGGAAAUCUGAAAGCACCAAGUGAUAUAAUUUUCAACAGAUCAAGGAUUUUUGAUCCAAAAGAAAGUUACAAAAAAGAAGAAAAUUUUCAAAAUAAUUCUUCUUUACUUAAAAAUAAAGAAGAUUUCACAAAAUCAGGAUUGGGAAAAAGAUCCACACUUUCUUCACGGACAGAAGAAGACACUAAGUUUGUUCCUACAAAGAUAUAUACACAAGUGAGAGCAUCCCAUGUCAUAGAGCGAGUGCCGCGUCAAGAGGCUAUUAAUGAAGAUGCAUCCGAAGAAAGUAAAGAAAAUGCAGCGAAUUUAAAGGAGGUAAUAACAAAUAAAAAAAUUUCAACCGUUUAUACUGAAGAAGGUUACGAAGAUGCCGCAUACGAUCAUGGAGGGCGUUUACGGGAUGCAAAUUAUAACGAAGAGUAUGCAAAGAAAUUUUAUAAUCAUAAUGUAAAAAAAGCAGCAAAUCCUCAUCCAAAUUCUGCAGACGAAGACAACUUUCAUACUUAUGGUAAAUAUCCAAAAACAUUCAAAAUUGUACCGAAUUCUGUAAAUAAAAGAGAGAAAACAAAUAAAAAGGACAGGCAAACAGACAAACACUUUAGGAAAUUUUUAAAAUCUAGAACAUACCCUAAGCUAGUAGUGGACCAAGGAAUAAAGCAACUGGAAAGAGAUGUCGAAAAUAAUUAUUCAUACGAACCUUCAAAAGUAUCACAUUUACAAUACGCUGAUGAUUCCGACAAUGUCAAAGAAGGGCAGCAGUUAAAGCCAGAUAUUAGGCAUAUUUCUAAAAAGAAAUCAAGGAAACGAUUAAAUAAUGACGCGAAGAAAUCAAAAAGAAAUUAUACGACACUUGAAAGAAACAAAUAUAAUAAAAAUGAUCUUGUGCUCAACAUAAGUCCAAAUACUUCGAAAGUAGUAGAAACUGUUAAAAAAUUUGAUAUAAAACCAAACUCUACGAUUAAUUCUAAUUAUUACACUGGUACUACAUUGAGAAGUAUAGUAAAUGAACUUCCUUCUACCCCUAAUUACAGUAAUAUAUAUGACAAUUUUUUCAAGAAAGAAGGAGUCAAAAGUACAAAACUACAAAACUUGAAGGAAUUAGGGGACAAAACUUCAAUUAAACCUGAUCCACUUUUGUCAGAAAAUGUAAAAUUAUUAACAAAGCAAGAGUCUGAUCAUUUGAAAAACAUUUCUGCAAAUAAAUCUAGAAAUAUACCAUUUGAACAUAAAGGUCAUAAACAUUUUACUAUUAAUUCAAUGCCACGUUACAGAAAGUCAUCAAAUAUCGCAAAAACUAAAAAAUAUCCCUUAAAAAAUAAUUCAAAUUUUAAAAUAAAUUACAAUGAUUCACUUUCAAAUACAGCAGUCAUUUUACCUGUAUUUCAACAAUACUUUCAAUCAACAGAAGGCAUUAAUCCUUCAGAUUUUUUAUCAACUAUUUCAUCAGAUGAACCAUUUUUCAAUACGUUACAUUUUUAUCCGAUUCAAAAUAAAUAUUUGAUUCGUAAGAAACGCAGCAGACGAAGGGAAUACGAACAUCGGAAAAUUGAGAGAAGUUUCAAUAAACCUUCCAUUAGAGUAAAUAACAAACAAAAAUAUCCUUUUUCCAGGAUAGUAACUAAUGAAGUGUCAAUUCCAAAAAAAACUUUUGGUGGAAUGGAAUUUUAUGAAUCUCGAAAGUCUUUAUGUAAUGAAGUAAAUCCAUACGUGAAAGAAUUAGAUUCAUUGAAUAAAAAUUCGUCGAGAAAUCAAGAACUCAGUACAAAGUCUUCCAGACUUCCCGGUUUGCAAACACAAUUUGAAUGUUUGAAGGAAAAAUAUUUUGAUAAUUUAAAUAAUCCUCUUUUCUCGAUGUCACAAAUGGAACAACCAAUUUUACCGCAUGUACUGCAUAAAAUGAAAUUAAUGUCUAAAAAAUUGAGAUCUUAAAGAAAAAAAUGACUUGGAAGUAAAAUAGUUUCUUCAACAAAAAGUGUUUAAUAUAAAAUUAUUAAAAUAGAAUUACUUGAUAGAAACUACCAAUAUCAAAAGGAAAGGAAUUUCAAGAAAGUAUCUUUUUUAAACGAAGAGCAUGGAAGCAGUAAACUUUUAUAAUCCAUCGGAAACAGUUAAAAUUAUCAAGUGGCAAUUAUUAGCGACAAGAGCAAAAUUAAGGUUGAAACUAUUGUGAUUAUAAAUUAAGAUUUAGUGAGGGGGAAUAAUUUAAAAUUAUAUAACGGAUUAAAUUUAGAACAGUAUAUCUUCACUCUUGAAAAUCUCCUCGAGAAUUCUUCAAGUGUGACGAUUAAUGUCAUUGAUUUCGUUAUCGUUUUUAAUGGUUUGCAAUUUCAAUUGAGACUUAUCAUUUAUAUAUCUGCUGGAUUCAACGAAUAUGGAUAAUUACAUCAACUUAUUUGAUACUUGCUGCAUUAGCCGUUCCUUAGAAGAAACACAUCAUGAAAAAUAUCGAAAGAAUUGAUUCAUCAUUAAUGGUAAACAAAUGAAAAAAGAAUUUUUGUAUGAUAAGUAUUUUUUUGACAAUUAAUUUAGAAAAUUAAUUUUUGACAAUUAAUUAAUUUUAGAAUUAUGUGACACAAUAUGUCUAAAUUUUUAAAUUAGUUACAAAAAUUGUUGCUCUUUUUAAAACUAUGUAUUGACUUUAUACGAUUUUAAUAAAAACAAAUUUUAUAAUUAAAAAGAUGUCUCAAGACUUAAAACAAUUUCAAGCUGAAUAACUUCCUAAAAGAACAACUACACAUAUUAAAAUAAAAUUUGUUACACAAAUAUUUGGGAAAACUGAAGUUUAAAAUGAGGUUUUAUAAAUAGAGUCUAAAAUUGAAAUUAAAAGCGAAUGUUUCUUGAAGUGUUGAAAAAACUAAUGUAAAAAGAAACUGUGAAAUUUCGGUAAAAAGUGAAAUGGGAUGUGCAUGACUAGGUUCAUAAUGAAAGUCACAAUGCUUCGCACUUGGGACAGUCACUGAAACGAUAAAACCAAUCAUGCUUGACUUUGUUUAUUUAACCUCAUGAAACGUGAUUUCAAAAAUUAUACGGGAAGAAUUUUCAUUUCAUAAAAAGUAAAUACUAUUUUGUGAAUAUUGUAUUGAUCAAUUGCUCCCUAAUAGGAAGCUUUAUUUCAGUAAAAAUAUUCAAAUGUCAUUUUUAAUCAUUUAGAUGUUUUUCGACCACAGGAAUUUAAAGUGAUAUUUUUCUAUAUUUUUACAAAAUGUCCCAAUGUGGAUUUCUUUGAGAAAGACCUAGAAGUUAUUGAAUUAACCAAAUUCAGACUUCGCACUCGAUAAUUAAUUUUAAAAAAGUAGCAAAAAGAAGCUUUCAAACUUUCUGUGAAAGAUUUUAUUAUUUAUGAAAGUAAUUGAAU